Penicillium subrubescens is the source of this 423-nucleotide messenger RNA. Its product is annotated as DUF3602 domain-containing protein. Bases 1 to 423 code for a protein of 140 amino acids. The transcript is spliced from 3 exons. NCBI's taxonomy places the organism in Eukaryota, Fungi, Ascomycota, Eurotiomycetes, Eurotiales, Aspergillaceae. The record is from RefSeq and is a predicted model, not a curated record.
AUGAGUGGUCCCAAUCUCUCCCGAAAUAUCUCGUACGGCCGGGGAGGCGCCGGCAACAUCGCCCCUCCUCCGAAAUCCACAACGCCCACAACCCCCAAGGACCUCGCUACGCCGAGGAUCAAGCAAGAGAUUUAUACCACCGGCCGCGGAGGAUCGGGGAAUAUGGUCCUGAAUGAUCCGGAGCGUCCAGAGAUCGCGCGCGAGAGUCAAGAUGUUGAGUCGCCGCCGCUCCGGGCGGAACAAUACCCCCACCAUACGGGCCGAGGUGGUGCCGCCAAUGCCUACAUCCCCACGCCCGAGGAGGAAGAACACGCCCGUAAGGAGGAAGCCGAGCUGAUCCGAGUGCGCACCCAGUCCAAGGAUCGCAUGAAGGAGAUGGAGCUCAAGCGACAGGAGACGCGCCGAGAUUCGCCGUCUUCCUAG